AUGGGGAAGGAAGACGGAGCAUGGCCACGUCCCUUCCGCGACUGGCUGGCCUGGGUAAAAGGGGAGAAGGGGAUCAUGGAGUUCAAGCCAACGGUGGACUUCUUGAAGAUCUUGUCAUCUCCAAAUACCAGCCUCCAGUAUUAUCUGCAGACUAUUAUUGCAGAGGUCAUGCGUGUCCUUAACGCCGACCGUUGUUCCAUCUUCUUCGUGGAUGACAUGCGAAAAGAGGUUUGGUGCGUCGGCUCGCUCGACAUGGAGCCGUUCUGUCAGCCCUGGGACAAGGGCAUCGUGGGCAUGGUCGCAACCGAGGGGAAGAUGGUCAACCUAGCAGAUGCUCAUGACCAUCCAGCGUUCGAUGGUGAGAUCGAGAAGAAGACGGGCUACACUGUCAAAGGGAUCUUGUCCCUGCCCGUGAAGAGCGUACUGAACUUGGACAAGGCCAUCGGCGUCAUCCAAGUCCUGAACAAGCGCAGCUCGCCCAAGGGAGAGUUUUCGGAGCAAGAUGCGGUGGAACUGCAGAAGCUUGCGAUGGUCAUCGGGGACUCUUUCUACCGACAGCGGUAUAAGGCGCUCGAAGAGGUCACGGGCCACCAAGACUCCGAAGUGCAAGCUGUGCUGGACCAGCAUCGGGAGAGGAUGUACUUGGACCGCCAGCAAUCUCCAGCCAUGAGCACUCCGCCCGAAAUCCUGCGGUCGCUCAGCCGACAGCCAUUCCUCCGCGAGUGCUCGCCAUUGCAAGUGGAAGAUCUGGCUUCGCUCAAUUUCGACGUUCUCGAUCAGGAAGAGACCUUCCUCCAGGAGUUGGUUCCGGACAUCUUCAGGCACGCUGGCUGCAUCGAAAACUGCAAAAUUCCGGAGAAGCAGCUUCUGGCCUAUCCGGAGGCUGUCUUUCGGGGCUACAGAAAGAAUUCCUUCCACAACGCCUAUCACGGCUUCGCCGUGUAUCAGAUGUGCUUCCACCAGUUCAGCACCAUAGACACGUUCAGCAAACUUACAGCGACGCAGGGCUUUGGUCUUUUGGUGGCGGCGCUGUGCCACGACAUCGACCAUCCAGGCUUCACGAACAGCUACUUGAUCAGGUUGCAAGACGACCUGGCCUUGCGCUAUAAUGACAAUUCCGUGCUGGAGAACCACCAUGCGUCUGUGGCCUGCACCUUGCUUCGCGAUGAGAAGACGGCCAUAGGCAGCGGCUUAGCCAAAGACGAGCAGGUGGUGUUUCGCAAGACCAUCAUCAAGUGCAUCUUAGCCACGGACAUGGCGCACCAUCAGGGCCUUUGCCAGCGCCUCAUAGGCUGCCACAGCGCCGACGACUUCAAGGCAACAGCUGAGGAAGACCCUCAGUUUCUGAUGAAUGUCUGCGUUCAUGCAUCUGAUCUGUCCGCCCAGGCGCUGGACUGGGAGGUGGCCAAGAAGUGGGAAGAAAGAAUAUGCCAAGAGUUUGUGGCACAAGCAGCGAAGGAAGUGGAGAUGGGUUUCACACCGGAGCCCUUCAUGCAGUUCAAAAUGGAGGACAUGAAGCAGCGGGGCAAGUUGCAGCGAGAUUUCGUGGACUUCGUCUUGCGACCACUGUGGGAGCCGUAUGCGCAGCUGGAGCCCUGUCUGGAUCCGUGCCUGACAAAUCUGAUCAAGAAUCGGACCCUCUACGAAGUGCGGAGGAUCUAUGGCUCUGACCAGAUGGACUCAAUGGCAGACUCUGACCUGGACCUCCUUCUGCCGGGCAUGGCUCGUGGCGAGCCUCGGGGUGAAGCGCUGCCGCAGCUGACGCCCCGUACGGUUGCGGCCAUCGUGGAGGGCCGCUCCGGGAGCAAGGCGGGCGGGUCUGCGCCGCUCUCGCUUCCUGCUGUAGGUGGCAAGGAAGCCCCGCCAAGAUGCAGAGGUCUUAUCGUUUCACGAAAGUGCAUGAACCUCGUGCACUGCCAGUGCUUCAUCAGACGAAACCAAAAAGAGGCCACGAAGGGCGCCAGUAUCCCGGAGAAAUAUCGUGGCCUUGAAAGGCCGCUGGAAGUCACGCGCCAACAGGCUUCUCCCGCAGUCCCUGCCAACCCGUUCGACCUUUCUCCGGCUGAGCUGAAACGUGCGACCACCCCGCCGGCCAACACUCCGCCUCGUGCAGCACUGACCUCGCAGAGGCCAUGCUGGCCUCAACCGGCCCCACCGCCAGCAGCAGGUCGCCGGUCCCCACCCCCGCGGGGGCGCAGUCCUGUGGAGGAGGCCUGGGAUCUUCCCGUGUCAGCCCUGGAUGCAGAGAAGGAGAAGAAACGGAAAGGCGACUGUGGCCGAACUGCCGUGGCCACUGUCAGCCUGGGGUUGCUCGGCCUGAGUCUGUGCACCGUGGCCGCGGCACGAAUCCAUGGCCACCUGCAGGGAAGUGGCGGAGCAGGCACGGCAUGGCCGUGGUCAUCUCACCGCAAGGUGUCGAAGUCGAAGACUGGCUUGCGAGAUCAUAUCCUCCAGCGGAACCCAGGAUCGGAGCAACCAUCACUACCACACGAUCAUUUGAGAGGCUGGGCUGAGGAGGGCCCGCCAAGCAGCGCCACGGCAGCGUCGUCUGAGGCAUCCUGGCUGCCGCAGUGGCGAGAGUCGCCGCCGGCUCCCCACUCCUCGGCAGCGCGCUGGAAUCUGAUCCCACGACCACAGCGCUUGCAGGUAUUGCAUUCUCACGCUCAGCCCGGGCCGCUGAAGAGCACAAACGUGUCUCUGUGGUGGGCGACGAAGCAGCACGUGAUACCGGCAGCUGGAAGCCAAGAAAGGGCAGCAUUGAUUGCCUUCCGAGACCUCCUCGGUGUGUCGCCGGCACCCUUGGGCACUGUUCCAGCCCCUUUGGGCUCUGUGACGGUCUCGAUCAGAAGCAGCCUUCGCUCGGCACGAGAAUCCUGUGCAGAGCUUGUUGGCUACAAGCUUGCGGACUACAUUGGCCUGGAGCUGGAAGAGGACUGCCACACCACAGAGUGGCACUUCGUCCUCCGAUGGCGCGGGCGCACCGCAGUUUGUGCAACAAGGCCGGAAGGCGCCUUCCGGUUCGCGUUCAGUACGUUCAGACAGAUGCAUGUCGAAGGAUUCGAAGGAGCAAAGUUCUCCUCUGAUGCAAGUGCACCCAAUUUUCUCUUGGAGGAUUGGCCACGCCACUGCUGGCGAGGGCUGCACCUCGACGUGGUGCGGCACUGGAUGCCCGUACCCUUCGUGAAGCUGUACAUCAAGGCGAUGGCAACCUACAAGGCCAAUGUUUUCCACUGGCAUCUCACAGAUGACCAAGCUUGGAGACUGUAUCUUCCUAGCCGACCAAAGCUUGUCGAAGCACAAAGAGCGACGUCUCCAGAGUUUUACAGUCAGGACGACGUGAGAGAGGUGGUGGAGUUUGCCACGAACCUCUUCGUCACAGUUGUCCCCGUGAUAGAAAUGCCGGCCCAUGUCAUUGCGGCGCUGUCGGUCUACCCCGAGCUCGCUUGCCAUGCGGGCCCCUUCGAAGUGCCAGUGACGCGGGAGCGCAUCUACAAGGAAGUCUUGUGUGUUGGCAAGGCCUCCACCCUGCUGUUCGCUGCGGACGUCCUCAAAGAUGUUGCGGCCAUGUUUCCAAGCAGGUAUGUGCACGUUGGUGGCGACGAGGCAAGGUUCGAAAUAUGGCAGGAAAGCGAACACGUCAGGGCCUUCGCGGGUCUUGCAGGGCUUCGCAACCUGGGACCAGAUGUUAUGGAGGCCUGGUUCUGCGCAGUGGGGAAAAUCCUGAAGGAGCUUGGAAAGCAGCCCAUCAUGUGGGACGACCACUUUGCCGAGAGGCCGUGGUGCACGAAACUGUGCCCCAAUGCAGAAGAGGAGUGGAUCAUCCAAGCCUGGCGGAUGACCCCACCAGUUGGGGAUGGCAAUGCUAUCGAUCCCGGCUUCGCAUUUCGCACCAUUUCAUCUUCAACGCAAAUGGCAUACCUGGACUACCCGCUGCAGUCCAUUGACUUCAACCGUACACUGGACAUGCUCCCUUCGACGGGCCCUCGAAUGCUGGGAGGAUGCGCCACCAUGUGGACUGAAGACAGCAAACCUGGUGAUGUGGGUGCAAAGGUCUACCCUCGCUACAUGGGCAUUGCGGAACGGUUGUGGGGAGGCAUUGUCGAUGCCAAAGAACCACGAACAUUGGAUGAAGACCUGCGGACAGCUGCAAUGGCGCAUUGCAGCUCAAAGGGGCUCCUUCCCACAGACCUUGGCUACACCUGCGGGCGCUUCGAGCCGAUGGAAAGCAUCCGGAGCCCGGUGUUCAAGAGCGCAGAGAUUUUCGCGACAAUGGAUUCCUUUGCUUCAGCCUAUGCUGCAGACCGCGCCAUCGACACCAAUGACGAGAGCUACUUCUGGGCCAUCUCACCGAGGGCGGGUGAUUACGUAGACGUGACAUUCCGGCCGGAGACCCCUGCUGCCCGUGUUGGCGCCAAGUGGCUUCGCCAGCUCACGGUCAGGACGGGCUCCAAGGAUCGACCUGGUGAUCAACUUGCCCAAGGUUUAGUGAAGGUGACGCAGUGGUUGCAGGACACCACAACGGGAAACCGUGCGAGUGCUUGGGUCGCUCUUUGCAGCUUUCAGAACGGCAUCUGCGAUGCCCCAAAGGACGUGCUUGCUGACGGCCCCAUCUCAGUCAUUCGGAUUCUGGCCACAGCAAAUCAGGACAAGUGGAUGGCGAUGCCAUCCAUCGUGGCCGAAGAGAUCGCAGGACCAGAGCUACAGCUGUCCAACUCGCAGGCCGCGAUCGAUGUCCCGAUCAAAGCAAACCGAAGCCGAAGUCCUCGAGGGCAUCACGCGCAGACACAUUCCACUGCGCACCAAGCUACGCCAGCUCCUACUGUGAAACAUCGAGUCCCACGAAAGAAACGCCGGCACAACUUCACCAAGAUGACGCCCCGCCAGGCCCCCACGGGCACGCCGGCCGCCAACGUGACCAACGUGUCGGCCGGUUUGGUGGUACAAGCCUUGACAAAUCGCACCUGA
Messenger RNA from Symbiodinium natans, 4965 nucleotides. The record is from the annotation of a GenBank genome assembly. Lineage: Eukaryota; Dinophyceae; Suessiales; Symbiodiniaceae.